AGCCUAUCUUUUAUUUUUCUUUACAUUAUGAUUAAAUAAAUAUAAUUAGGCGGAGGGAAAGGAUAGUAUCUCUACUUAUACACACAAGGUGAGCAGAGCUUAUUUGAGUUGAGACAUACACACACACACACACAAUUUUGAGUUCCCUUAGCUAACAGUGUAAGAUGGAUCCACCAUCAAUGGUGAAAAGCUUCAAGUACAGUUCCACACAGCAGCAGCAGCAGCCCAUGUUUCCUGUCUUGGAAACUCCUCUUCAUUACAGAUCUUCUUCAUCUCCUCACACUCAUUCUCACACCAAUGCCACCACUUUUCAAGAUGCAUCUUUCUCCUCCUACCUCAAACCAAACGAUAAAAAAUCCCAAGAAAAGAUUGCGGCCUGCGUCGAAGACACGGAGAUAAGCAUCUUCGACGCCCAGCGCUAUUUCAGCGAAAACAACACCGACCCCAAACAGAUCAUGAAGAAGCAACCCAUGUCCCAUGACAUGCUCUCUGUUUCCUCCACCGACGGAUACCCCGCCCGGAAUUUCCGAACCAGGUCAUUCCACGCCACGCCCACCGCCUCCUCCGAGGCCAGCUGGAACAGCCAGACCGGCCUCCUCGCCAAUCCCCCCGGCGCCGUGGGAGUCUCUCUCAGAAACUUCAACUCCAACGAUGGGAAUAGGAGAAGCUCCGCCGCCAGGAAAUGGAGCUUCGGCCGGAAAUGCUGCUGCACUGGCAAGAAAUCUGUUGAUGUCAAGGACGCCACCACCUCCGAUUCCGAGAAUCAAGCCAAUUAUAUGUGUAGGAAUUACAAGCCGAAGCCGCUGUCUAGGAAUUGCUCAGCUAGAAAGGACGUGGUGGAAAUAGUUAGAGGUGUGGACGGUUUCCCACAGGCCGAUCCGCCACGCCAGCAGCGGAUAUCGGCCUCUGGGCGGCCGUUCGUGGACGGAGCGGGAAGUUUCUCCUUCCCGCUGCUGAACAGUAAUGCAAGCCAGGUGGUUGCUAAGCCUGUGCUGAAACCAAUCAUCACAAAGCCUAUGAAUCCGUUGGAAGAACCGCCUCGUGAUUCGCUGGAAGUCUUCCAGCCAGUCCAUGAGGCGGUGCCACCUGUCCUGCGCGUGGUGAACACGGAUGACGAUGUGGUCAGUGACGCCAGCUCAGACCUCUUCGAGAUCGAGAGCUUCUCCACUCAGACGACCUCGUAUCCGAUGUAUCGGCGCAGGGAUUCGCUCGACGAGGCUCCCGCGUUCAACGCGAGGAGAUUCGGUAACGGAAUUCAGUACGGUAGAAGGAGGAGCGUGGACGAGCCGCCGACGCCGAGCGUGGCGGGGACGGAGUGCUACGCGCCGAGCGAGGUGAGCAUCGACUGGAGCGUGACGACGGCGGAGGGGUUCGACAGGGCGAGCGUGUCGGAAAUCGGGAGGGCGGCGUUUCUACGGCAGGAGGAGGAAGGGGGGAAGAAGAAGGGGCUGCUGAUGAUGAGCUGCAGGCAGGAGAAGGCGGUGAGUGUGGGGCCGCAGCCGGUGAAGUGUGUGGAGGGGGGGCAUGUGGGUGGUAGGCCACCGAGGGCGACCGAUCAUUCGGCACGCUUGUCGGUGGCGUUUGUGGCAUGAGAAUUUGGGCUGUGUUCUCCUGCUUAUGUUCAUCUACUUUACAAUUUGUCUCCAAUUUCCUCAUUCAUCAUACCUAAAGUAGAGAUUGUGUCUCAUUCUGUAUGUUUGUUUACUUCAUUUCAAUAUAAUUUGCUUUUUCA
Molecule: messenger RNA, 1732 nt
Organism: Salvia splendens (bonfire salvia)
Lineage: Eukaryota; Viridiplantae; Streptophyta; Magnoliopsida; Lamiales; Lamiaceae
Product: protein PHYTOCHROME KINASE SUBSTRATE 4
Exons: 1
Coding region: 165-1592 (475 amino acids)
Biological process (GO): phototropism
Source: RefSeq, a predicted model, not a curated record